Messenger RNA from Melitaea cinxia (Glanville fritillary), 1435 nucleotides. RefSeq lists its product as uncharacterized. The transcript is spliced from 2 exons. Lineage: Eukaryota; Metazoa; Arthropoda; Insecta; Lepidoptera; Nymphalidae. The coding region runs from base 203 to 1435 and encodes 410 amino acids. The record is from RefSeq and is a predicted model, not a curated record.
AAAGCUUGAUUGUUUGUAAAAACAAGGAAAAUUGGAAAUGGUGGAUUAGCGUUGUAUUAACUUUUCUAUAAAUGUACAUCGGAAUAUAUUGAAUGAUGAUUUAUGUACCAAUUUUAAAUAGAAACAUACUCAAAAGCUGGAUUUACAUUGUUAAAUUUUGAACUAUAUAAUCCUAUACUCAAAAAUCAAAAUCGAAGUAAUAAUGGCUAAAGUCGAGCAACCUGUAUUCAUCCUGCCAAAGAAGCGAAAUGGAAAGAAGCCAAAUGCGGUCGCCGGUCACGUCGAUCAUAUAAUAACAGUACAGGGUGCUGGAGAAAACGAAUUGCCUUCAAAAUACAAAAAUGGUUUGUCGCCGGUUUCGGAGCAUGUAGUGAACGGCAUCAUUCAUUCGACAAUGGAAGGUCUAAAAUCUAACAUGAAAAUAAAUCUACCAAUAAUCAAUGACGUUAAUGACGAGGAAAUAAACGAAAAUAACUCCCUACCAGAUCAGCACAAGCCUCAGACACAGAAGAAUGGAUACCAGCCACUUUCGACUAUAAACAGUAGCCGUGAAAUUAUCGACUUAUCACCAAUUUAUGAGAAUUCUUCAGAUGCCUGCUCUAGCCACGGUGACUUAAGAGAAAUAAAUGACAAUGACAUACAAAGAAGCUGCAGAAUUUUGAAUUCUGAUAACAAUGAAAGCUCAUGUGCAACACCUAAUAGCUUAUCUCAAACUCAAUCAGAGAACAGCUUUGAAAUGGGUCUGCUAACGGACAGUCUCAAGAACAGCGCUAAAAGAAGAAAGCGAGUCAAUAUUGUGCCAGGCAUUGUUGAAACUGAUAAUACAGAUACAGAGAUCACAGCUCUAAGGGUUGAGUCCGAAGGGUCUAUAUCCCCUGAAUACUCAUUGUCUGAAACUAAAGAUUGUUACUUAACUAUGACAGGUACAAUUAAAAGGGGUAAAAAGAAGGGACAGAAUGUUGAUGUAAAGCUAAACAUAUCAAGAGAGGAGCUAGAAAUUAUCGAGGCAACAAUUGUUGCUGAGGAGUACAACAAAAUGGAUGUGUCAAAAUGUUCUCUGUACAAUGGGCCACAUAUAUUCUUAUUUAGCCUGUUGUGUAUUCCAUUUGUAGCAUUCAUAUCAGCAAUGUACUCAUUCUACAUGGGCACCAUGGCUUGGUACAACAUUUUUACUCAUGUAACAGAAGAUUUAAGUUGUAUCAAAAAGGUCUUAUUAGCUCCUAUAGUGAUACUGUCAUAUCCAUUUUUGAUAGCAAUCUUUACUCUAGGUCUCGGGCUAUAUGCGGGGAUAGCGCAACUUACAUUCAGUGGUGCCAACUGGUGGAAGGAUGUAUGCGAUUUUGAGAAAGGUUUCUAUGGUUGGCUCUGUAAUACUCUAGGUAUGUCUGAAUGCAGCCCGUAUGAAGUUGUAGUUUUAAUGGAUGUAAAACAGUAA